This is a messenger RNA of Protobothrops mucrosquamatus (brown spotted pit viper), 1882 nucleotides long. It is a transcript of the gene CRTC1, whose product is annotated as CREB regulated transcription coactivator 1. Gene Ontology annotation, cellular component: cytoplasm; nucleus. NCBI's taxonomy places the organism in Eukaryota, Metazoa, Chordata, Lepidosauria, Squamata, Viperidae. Gene Ontology annotation, biological process: protein homotetramerization; positive regulation of transcription by RNA polymerase II. Gene Ontology annotation, molecular function: cAMP response element binding protein binding. The record is from RefSeq and is a predicted model, not a curated record. The transcript has 14 exons. Bases 2 to 1882 code for a protein of 626 amino acids.
GAUGGCGGCGGCGUCGUCGAACAACCCGCGGAAAUUCAGCGAGAAGAUCGCGCUGCACAACCAGAAGCAGGCCGAGGAGACGGCGGCCUUCGAGGAGGUCAUGAAAGACCUCAGCCUGACGCGUGCCCACCGGUUACAGCUACAGAAAACCCAGUAUUUGCAGUUGGGGCAGAGCCGUGGCCAGUACUAUGGAGGAUCCUUGCCAAAUGUCAAUCAGAUUGGCAGCAGUGCGAUGGACAUGUCCUUCCAGACUCCCUUUCAGCCAUCUGGGUUGGACACCAGUAGGACAACUCGACACCAUGGAUUGGUAGACAGGGUAUAUCGUGACAGGAAUCGCCUCGGCUCACCACAUCGGCGCCCUCUCUCUGUGGAUAAGCAUGGAAGACAGGUGGAUAGCUGUCCAUAUGGUACUGUCUAUCUGUCUCCUCCUUCAGAUACAAGCUGGAGAAGGACCAAUUCUGAUUCUGCCCUGCACCAGAGCACAAUGACCCCCACUCAGACAGAGCCUUUCUCAGCUGGGUCACAGGAUAUGCAGCAAAAAAGAGUCUUAUUACUGACGGUUCCAGGCAUGGAGGAAGAUGCAUCAGAGACCGAGAAGAAUCUUUCAAAACAAGGAUGGGAUACUAAGAAGACAGGAUCCUCAAGGCCUAAAUCUUGUGAAGUUCCAGGAAUCAACAUAUUUCCAUCGGCUGACCAAGAGAACACUACUGCGCUUAUCCCUGCGGCUCACAACACAGGGGGAUCACUGCCGGACCUGACAAAUAUCCACUUCCCUUCUCCUCUCCCAACCCCGCUAGACCCAGAAGAGUCCACUUUUCCGUCCUUGAGCAGUUCCAACAGCACCGGGAACCUCACUGCCAAUCUGACGCACAUGGGGAUCAGCACAGCCAAUCAGGGAAUGACAACCACGUCAGCCUCUUCCCAGCAGCACCGGCAACCAACUGUCAGUCCCCUCUCACUGAACACCGACUCAAGGAGAAGUCAAUCCCAGCAAGUGUCUCCCACGCUUUCGCCUCUUUCGCCGAUUACUCAGGCUGUGGCGUUGGACGCGCUCUCCAUGGAACAACAGCUCCCUCCCUACCCGUUCUUCACCCAGACAAGCGCGCAGCAGCAGCAGCAGCAGCAGCAGUCACAGACCCAAGUGGUCAGUGCUUUACCACCCAAUGCUUCUCUGAUGCAGACCUCCGGCUUGCAGCGAGGCGUUCAGCUCCCCCCACUCUCUGUCUCUAUCCCUUCCACAAUCCCACAGUCUCCUCCGGGCAGCCAAACCCAGACUUCCAUGGGGAUAGACAUCAAUUCGGGCUCACUCCAGCAGUACCGCAGCAAUGCUGGCUCCCCGGCCAACCAGUCUCCCACUUCUCCUGUCUCCAAUCAAGCUUUCUCUCCUGGCAGCUCCCCUCAACAAUCAUCUAUCCUAGCGAGUGUCUUUGGUGACUCUUGUUACGACCAGCAGAUGACUGCCAGGCAAGCAAAUGCUUUAUCCCAUCAGCUCGAGCAGUUCAACAUGAUUGAAAACGCCAUCAGCUCCAAUAGUUUGUACAGCCCCUGCUCUACCCUCAACUACUCCCAGGCAGCCAUGAUGGGGCUGACCGGGAGCCACGGAAGUCUCCAGGACCCACAGCAGCUCAGUUACACCAGCCACGGGAACAUCCCUAACAUCAUUCUUACAGUGACCGGGGAGUCGCCUCCCAGUCUGUCGAAAGACCUCACCAGCUCUUUGGCCGGGGUGGGGGAUGUCGGCUUUGACUCAGAUUCCCAGUUCCCUCUGGACGAACUAAAAAUCGACCCCUUGACCUUGGAUGGGCUUCACAUGCUCAACGACCCCGACAUGGUCCUUGCGGAUCCCGCCACAGAGGACACUUUCCGGAUGGACCGGCUGUAG